UGUCCUGUAAGCGUUAAGCGAGUAGUUAAACCGUCAACAGUUUCUUUCGAUCAAUGUCCGCCAGCGCCUAUUUAUUUUCUGAAUUUGAAACUUAGAAAAGAAAUUCAAAACAAGGGAAUCUCUCUACUCAUACCAAUGUUUUCGAUCUCUCUCAGUGGACUCUGCUACAGGAAAAAUGGAAAAUUAUAUGCAGUUGAAAACAUUGCUGAAAUGUUUGGAUAUCGGCUUUAUAUGGAAAUUCUGAAGUGGCUGCAAACUCGUCAGUACUAGACCAUGAGGAGUGGUAGGAGAUCUGGUGUAGAUACAAUCAGCAUUUUGCCAUGUAAUGUUGUGGAUGAAAUUCUAGGGGCCUUGUCUUUGAAAGACGCAGUGAAGACCAGUAUCUUGUCAAAAGACUGGAGGUACAAAUGGGUGACACGUCAGGAACUUGAUUUUAGUGAUGAGUUUUUCAAGUCUUUCAAAGAAAAUCAAGAAGCCAAGGCAAUCAUUUACCAAGUCCUACUACUCCAUAAAGGACCAAUACUGAAGUUUAAACUCGGACGCCCUAACUUGAAAAAUUAUCCUCAUAUUGAUCACUGGAUACUUUUCUUGUCAUAGAAAAAUGUCCAGGAAUUUACUCUUCACAGAUGCGGGGACAACAGAUAUCAUUUAUCUUCUCACCUUUUUACGUUCCAGCAACUAAGGCAUCUGGAAGUUCGUCAUUGCUUGUUUUACCCUCCACCCGGUUUCAAAGGGUUUAAGAAGCUUAUUAGUCUUGAUCUUCAGCAUGUCACUUUUGUUCCAGUAAUAAUUAGGAAUCUCAUCUCCAAAUGCCCAUUGCUUGAACGAUUGAGGUUGGCUUGGUGCACAGAAUUUGACAUCCUUGAUAUUGAUGCCGCUAAUCUCAAAUACUUCACUUUGAUGGAAAUUCAAAGUUCAUUUGCUUCAAGAAUGCCCCGAUGCUUGAAAAAGUUACUGUGUCUAUCAAUUCACGAGUUUUGCCUGAUCCACCUCCUGGUUGUUCCAAUUUUACAAAGUUCUUCAAUUACAUGCCUUCCCUGCAGGAACUGGAUCUACGUGGUUCUGUAUUAGAGUACUUGAUCCUGGGAGGUCUGCCAAAGAGUCCCCCAACUGCUCUGAACAAUGUCAAAUCUCUCAGUAUUUCGAGCAUCUCUUUCAGAAAUGUUGAGGAGGUUACAUGCGCUGUUUACUUGAUUAAAAGCUGCCGUAAAUUAGAACAGCUUACAAUUGAAUGUGAAUCAGUGGACAAUAUUGUGGAACCUGUUGUACAAUUCUUACAAGCCCAAUCAAGCUCGUAUGGUGCUCUGAAGUUGCAAAGAGUACAUAUGAAUAUGUUUAUUGGUGUUGAGAUGGAAAUGGAAUUUGUGAAGUUUAUAUUGGCAUCUGCACCUAUACUUGAGGAAAUCUUCAUUUGGAAUUUUGCAUAUCUCCUUCCUCGGCCAGGUGCCCAAAUUAUGGAUGAGAUUAAACAAUUCAGCCGAGCAUCACCCAAUGUUGAAGAAGUUGAAGUAGAAGAUUGUGUACGAAUUGAAGCCCUAGAAGCCAUGGAAGUGCGUGACUUUGAUUAUUGAUUUUUGUGGGUCUCGUAGAUAUACGUCUUGCAUAAAUGGUGCAAGAGAAGGCUCAUUUUUGCCCGUUAUGCACUGUCUGUGUAGUAUGCAGUAUACAGGUUUUUGCCUAAGAUACUCUACAUGAACUUAUUUAACUAUUUACUACUUACCUA
Molecule: messenger RNA, 1723 nt
Organism: Nicotiana tabacum (common tobacco)
Lineage: Eukaryota; Viridiplantae; Streptophyta; Magnoliopsida; Solanales; Solanaceae
Product: F-box/FBD/LRR-repeat protein At1g13570-like
Source: RefSeq, a predicted model, not a curated record